This is a messenger RNA of Alosa sapidissima (American shad), 5047 nucleotides long. RefSeq names its product CKLF-like MARVEL transmembrane domain containing 4 (gene cmtm4). The transcript has 4 exons. Gene Ontology annotation, cellular component: membrane. Bases 854 to 1519 code for a protein of 221 amino acids. The record is from RefSeq and is a predicted model, not a curated record. Lineage: Eukaryota; Metazoa; Chordata; Actinopteri; Clupeiformes; Clupeidae.
UACCUGGCCAGGCAUCACGAGGACACACCUGUGUUGCACGUCACCAUAGAGAUUGGUCUAGCUCUCGGACGCUCGAAGCUGAUUGAAACCGUCUCCAACAAUACCAUAUUGUCCGACAUAGAGAAAGCUCGUGCGCCCAACUAUCCUAUUUCUUGCCAUUCUCUGAACGAAAACACACGCAAGAACCAUCUGUUGGAUUCACGGAUACGAUGGGCUGUGGCUUCGCUGAACAGACUGUGUUCACUGGGUGAACAUUGUUCGACUUUUUGAAGCAUUUUAACCUAGAGGAAUGACCAGUUUCGAGGGCGGAGACUAGCAAACAACAACAUUGUGUUGUACAUCUUCUUUGGACGACAAGCUAACAUGGCUUGACGAAACCAAGCUAAAACUAUCGUUCGGGCCGUUUUGGAUGUUUAUGCUUUUGCGUGAAAGGCGCACACAACGAGGAACCAUGGAGCUUGCUUGCCAACUCCCUAAAAUGAAUAGGUGCUGAGGACUGCAGAACAAACCAAAUUCAUUCUAUCAUAUCCUGACGGACCUCACUGCGCGCCGUCCUCAAAAUAUCUACGCAUGUGAGAAUAUUUGUCGUUAUCGAACAUUUAUGGAACAUUACAAUACCAUUCUCCUGCAAAGAAAUCGUAACGUAGACCCAUGUGGGUACAGUAGCCAGCGUGUUGUAGCCUGCAUUCCAGAAGCGGUUUAUUGUAGCCUGUAGCUUACAGCGAGCGUGUCGACAUUAAAAACUGGAAAGUCUAACUUAGUGUUCGGAUUUUCCUUUUGAGAACGAAAGAUUCGUAUCCAUAUAAAGUUAUUCUUUAAGUCCGUGAUCGCGGAGGACGAACAAAAGGGAAACAUGAGGAAUACCGAGGAGACGGACGGCUUUGAUGGCGAGGCCUCCAAUACUUCCAUGAUCUCGGGUGCAAGUAGCCCGUACCAGCCGACUACGGAGCCCGUACACGCCAGAAAUGUACUGGGAGGCAUCAGGUGUGACAUAGAGUACCUGAGGUCGCACUUCGGCAUUUUAAAAAUCAUCGAAGUGGCCUUGGCACUCAUCUCCUUCAUCUGCAUCGAGACCAUCAUGAUGUGCUCGCCGUGCGGAGGCAUCUACUUCUUUGAGUUUGUGAGCUGCAGUGCCUUCGUCGUCACCGGAGUCCUCCUCCUCAUCUUCAGCCUCAACCUGCACACCAAGGUGCCCCAUAUCAACUGGAACCUGACGGACCUGGUCAACACGGUGGUCAGCACCUUCUUCUUUUUGCUGGCGUCCAUUGUGCUGGCGGCGGUCAACCAGUCUGGCGCAGGAGCAGAUGUCAAAAGUGUGGAGGGGAGUCGGAAAUCCGGAGCAGAAAUCGCUGCCGUGGUGUUCGGCUUCCUGGUGACGGGGGUGUACGCAUUCAACUGCUACCUGGCAGUGCGACGCUGGAGGCGGGGGGACGGCCAGGCCGGUCAGCUCACCAGCGAGUACAUGCGCGCCCGCACCGCGUCCCGAGGCGAGGUGGAGGCGCGGCCUGAGCUCCAGUGACCAAUCCACACAGCCCGCUCCCCCACGGGGAGCCCUCUCCCCUCAUUCCCAUCAUCCCUUUCUGCCAGAGUCUUCACAUGGACUGGGUUGGCUCGGUUCGGUCCGGUUCGGUCCGGUUCGGUCCGGUUCAGCUCAGCUCAGCCAGGCACAAGCUCGGCACAGCAGUGCCACCAUGAAGGCUUUUCACCCAACUGGUCUCAAAGACUGGAGCCGCCCACCUCUGCUAUACAAGAUGGAGGAUGGUUAUCGGCAUUAUGCGCCAGGAUUUAGUCACAUGAGAGACAGUCACAGUGCUGUUUGUGUGCUAUCCUGACACACACACACACACACAUACACACAUAUACAUACACACACACAUGCACACUUUACAACUAUUUGUAAAAUGCAUUUAAAUCAUGUGACUGCCAAGAUUCUCAAUUUGAAGGAUGUGUGUGUGUGUGUGUGUGUGUGUGUGUGUGUGUGUGUGUGUGUUAUGUCUGUAUAUUCACCAGAAGAUAUUCAAGGAUCAGAAUGAGCAAAGGUCUCCUGAAGUUCCUCAUGAAGAGUAAGGACACACACUGUUGGACGUGCAACAUGAUGGGGUUUGGGACAUGUGUAUCUGAGCCAUACAAACCAUUUAGAAGCACUUUCUGUCAUCAGUAAAAACAACUUCACACCUAGCCUGUUGAGAAGCACCUAAGCCUGAUGCAUGCAAGCAUUGUGUGACUUGUUCUGUACCACACACACACACACACACACACACACACACACACACACACACACACACACACGCACAUACACAAAAACACACACACUCAGAGAGAGACAUUGCCAAGCAGUGACUAAAUGUAUAUAAAGUAGUUCUGUACCAGGCUCCUACAUAGAAACUGUAGCUGGCAAGUUAAUGACAAUGUGACAUGCUAUCUCAGACCUUCACAUGAGACCUUCAUGCAGAAAUGAAGGAGAUGCAUCGGCCAGAUCAUGUACAUAUUUGAUAUCCAUUGCAGGUUUAAUGUGCUAUAUGAGUGAAGUGAUGAAGACCAUAAACAUUACAACCUUUGCUUCAGAUAGAUAGAUAGAUAGAUAGAUAGAUAGAUAGAUAGAUAGAUAGAUAGAUAGAUACUUUAUUGAUCCCCAAGGGGAAAUUCAAGAAAGCUUCAGCUGGUUAAUUAAUGCAUGGCACUAAAAUGUAGCAUUAUGUGGCCAGAUGAUAACAUGAAAUUUAAGAGCAGCAUCGGUACUGGAAUUGAGGUACGGUAAAGGAGAAGCUCUUGACAUAAAAUAAAAGAAACAUUAAAGGAGAAAUUUGGCGAAAAAUCGCUGGAUUUCUCCUUUAAGGUAGGACUCUCAGGUGAAUGGCCUCGAGCAAUGGUCGCCAGUUGAUGAAUGUUAAAACUGAACUGGCAAAUGCAAAGAAUGUGUUGAAUAAUGGUAUGAAAACCUCACAUGUGUUAUUAAACAAGAAGUAGGUUAUGGAUAUGAUUAUGGUCCCUCUUCGGGCUGAAACUUCUCAAAUGAAAUUGAACAGUGAGAAGUUGAGCUGUUGUGUUGUUGUGCAGAGGGCUAUUUUUAGCAGUGGAGCCUGCAGAGAGUACGUGGAAAGCUAAUGUGGAAAUAGCUUCUGUGGUGAACCUCCAGGGUUAGCCCAGACCUAUGCUAGUGCUCCAUUGUGUCCCAGUGUAGUGUUUUCAGGGAAAUGGAAGCAGAGGACAUGGUAGAGGGAGAUUUGUACUGUAUCAGGGUGCCUCUCAUGCUUUCCUAUCCCCUCUCUCUCUCUGUCUCUUUCUCUCUCUCUCACACACACACACACACACACACACACACACAGGAUGUACUUCCUGUAACAUAUCACAAGUGUCUUUCUUUCAGUAUGUGUGUGGACAUGUAGGUGUUGUACAUAGAACUACAAUGUACAUGCCAUCUCCGUAUGAAGGCAUUCAUGUAUUGACGUGUAUCUAACUUCAUUUGUUUAUGUGGACCAUGUGGUGUUUUUUUCCUUUACAGAAUUCAUGUUCAUGAAGUAUGAUUCAGUUCUUAAUUAUUCUGUCCUAAUGGUAUUUUGUAUAUUUUGAUUAGUUUGAAGGAUUGUUGUGUAUACAAACACAUAUAUUUGUGUUGGUUUUGUGUGUGUGCAUUUCAAUCAGUUAUUUAGAAGAAUGUUUUAUUUUUCAACCUUCUCUGUCAGUGUCAAGUUAUGAAGAACAGCUCCUCUUUAGCCUGCACUAGCGUUGGCCUGUGCAUAUGAGCUAGUGUACUUUAGCCUGCACUAGCGUUGGCCUGUGCAUAUGAGCUAGUGUACUUUAGCCUGCACUAGCGUUGGCCUGUGCAUAUGAGCUAGUGUACUUUAGCCUGCACUAGCGUUGGCCUGUGCAUAUGAGCUAGUGUACUGGGGUCACGCACCUUCCCAGAGUGCCUUGCAGUAGACGAAACAAGAGCAGCCAGUUACACCUUCACACAACAUAGUCUUUAAAACUGUGUGUGUGUGUGUGUGUGUGUGUGUUUGUGUGUGUGUUGAGUGUGUGUGCUGAUGUGAGAUCACUUAGAAGGACCAAUCUGAGGAGUUUAGUGUUAUGAGAAGUCAUUCUUUACACAUGAAUGGAAAAUGAGAGACAAAACAUUUCCUGGUAGCCUCUGACUCCGGCCUGGAUCUGGCUGGGAUUCGGCUGACAUCAGUGCCACAUCUGGGCCAAAUCAGCACCACGUCUAGAUCAGUUUUGUUCUAAAUCCAGUUCAGAGUCCGCCUUUCUCUCUCUGUGUUCCAUAUGUUAACUGUUUUUGCAACAUACUCCUCUUAAUCUUUGUCUUAAUACUCUUGUACCGUGGAUGUGGGUUUUUCUUUCCAAUUUCUUGUGGGUGUUUUUUGUUUUUUCCGUAACUGAAUGGCUUCAGGAAUAUUUAGUUUGAAGGAAGCAUGGUGAAGGGGGAUCUGGUUUUUCUAGAGAUAACGUGUUUUGGGUGUGCUUACGGUUAUAGACAAUCACUAGUGUGUAUUUAUAGAAGUGUCUGAAGUAUAUAUCUUCGAAGAAGAAAAAUGUGGUAGGCUAUGCUUUGACAUAUCAAUAGCAGAGCUCUCUUUUUUGGCCAAUGAUACUGUGCAAAAACUUUGACCAGCCUCUAAAAUCUGUCUAGCUUUAGUGUCAAGCACUUGAGUUGUGACUGAUUCUGAAACUUUUUAACAGAAGGCAUCAGUAAACCAGAGCAAUGUGUAAAUAUGACCUUGUCUAGGAGUUUGUAUGUAAACAUUAUUGCAUCACACACUUAUAUCUCUCUAUUGAAGUCUUAUGACUUACACCUGGAUUUGACUUUUUUUUUCAACUGACAUUGUGAAAAUGGAUGUUAUGCAAUCAAGGACAAUAACUGAUCCAUGCUACAUUUCAGCUCCAGUUUAUUUCUGUAUGCUUCUCUAGCGUACUGUUGUGUACUCUGACUUAGUACUCAAAUGUGUAUUUUUGUAUUUAUAGAAAUCUAUGUAGAUUUACCAAUGCUAAUUGUGGGGUUCACAUGGUUUGAGUCUGCUAACUUACAAUGGAAAUUAAAUGAUUCCAGACA